AUGCAGCAGACAAGGAUUCCCUUUCCUGGCUAACUCUGGAGUGGAUCCUCAUCUGGGAUGACUGUGGUUCAUCUGGGGAUCCUGAAUGUUCAGGGCCAGUUUCCAGAUGGAAAGUUAAAGCAGCCUCAUUGGCCAUGAUGGUUCUAAAGCUGAUUUCACCCCAGGCAACAAGUGGAUAGAGGCUCAAGAUGAUGGUGAGCACAGUGCACCAGACAGCCCCCUCAGCCGAGAAGUAUCUGGCACAUAAUGCCAGGAGUGUUCCGGUUGGGACACUACUGUGCACAGCUAGGCAAUGAGAACAGGGUUGGGAGUGUGGCUCAGUGGUAGAGCUCUUGCCUAACAAGCAUGAGGCCCUGGAUUCAACCUUUCAUCUUCCAGUAUCAAAACUUUUAACAUUUAUGUGAUUAAACAGAUGAAUGCCUGGCAUGGUGGUUCACACCUGAAAUUCCAGCAUUUGGGAGGCAGGGGCAGAGGUGGGAAGAUCAGUACAAGGUCAGAGCCAUCUUGGUCUACACAGCAAGUUUCUGAUCAACCAAGGCUACAAAACAAGACCUUGUCUCCAAAACCAAAAGGAGCAGUAACAAAAAGUGGGUGAGUGGUGUGGAAACAUGGCCUCUGGGUUCUUAGCUCAGGACUUGCUCUCCACUCAUCUUUCCACACUUCUCAGAGCUAUCCUUCUUGCAGAAGACCAAGGUUGAAGUUGAGGGUUUGGUGUCAGAGGAGAUGGUGACAUUCAAGGAUGUGGCUGUGGUCUUAAGCGAGGAGGAGCUGGAGCUUCUGGACACUGCCCAGAAGAAGCUGUACUGUGAUGUGAUGCUGGAGAACUUCAGGAUUGUGGUGUCCCUGGGGCAUCAGAUCAUGACUCCAGAUGUUUCACUCCAGCUCAAGAGAGAAGAUGUGCUUUGGAUGUUGACGAUGGUCAGUCGGAACUGUGAGUCUGCACGAUCCAGGAAUCUGAAUGAGAAGGAGUCCCUUCAGGAGGCAGGAUGGAGGCUCCUGCCCCGGGAGGAGCUUUUCUGCUCACGCAUCUGGCAACAAGUUUCCAGGGAGUUAACCCAGGGUGGAGACUGCAGCGGGAAGGAUGGAGGAACCCGCUCUGCGUUGGGGAAACCGGAUGCUGUACAGAGCGAAGGAGCGGAGCUCAGGAAACUUUCCAGGAGGAAUUCAUUUCUUCAAGUUCGCCAUGGAGAAUGCCGCGAAGAAGAGGCAUGUGAGGAAGAUGCUGGUUGCAGCCGUCAUCUUCCUGCCGUUCCAGGAGAGAAGCCCUCCAAGUGUGGAAACUGAGACAACACCUUCCGUCGGGUCUCCAGUCUUC
Molecule: messenger RNA, 1315 nt
Organism: Peromyscus leucopus (white-footed mouse)
Lineage: Eukaryota; Metazoa; Chordata; Mammalia; Rodentia; Cricetidae
Product: zinc finger protein 45-like
Exons: 3
Coding region: 724-1284 (186 amino acids)
Biological process (GO): regulation of DNA-templated transcription
Source: RefSeq, a predicted model, not a curated record